AUGUUGUCGCAGCCCAUUCUUAAGGGCCGAAUUGGCAAAUGGAUCUUGGCUCUUUCAGAAUUUUCUUUACAAUAUGUGCCUCAAAAGGCUGUGAAGGGUCAAGCCAUCGCGGAUUUUCUAGCACAUCAUCCCAUGCUAGAUGCUCCAGAGCUUCGCGAGCUUGAGGUCGCGGCAAAUUUAUGGGGAAAGGAAUGUCAUAUACAUUGCCCCGAACCUUUCACUGAUGGCCAGGCAGCGGUCAUGUUACAACCGUGGGUAUUGUACUUUGAUGGUUCCCGAACAGAUACCAUGGCCGGAGCAAGAAUCACACUGGAGAAUCCGGCUAGAGAUCACCUUUCUUACUCAUUCCAGACACUAGAACUGUUGGACCAGUUUAAUGACGUGGAUCUUGAGCACAUUCUUCGCGAACAAAAUUUCGCCGCGAACAAGUUUGCCCAGCUGGCAACAGGGGUAACGCUGAGAUAUGGUGUGCGCGAGAGAAUAUUGAAAGUAGAGGGUCGAAUGCUUCCUUCUUGGAUGACCGCGGAUAGAAGGAUUAGCUACCUUGCCCUCAACUAUUUCCUUAGAAAUAAUGAGCUGCGUAGAAGAGGAGAAGAUGGAGUAGAUUUCAGGUGUGUUUAUGGCAGCGAGGUGAAACAGCUCAUGCGAGAAGCUCACUCUAGCAUAUGCGGCGCUCACCAGGCAGGUCCAAAGAUGCGUUGGUUACUUAGACGACAUGGAUAUUUUUGGCCCAGUAUCUUGAAGGAUUGCAUCAUGUUCGCUAAAGGUUGUUUGGACUGGCAAGCUCAUAGGCCGGUCCAGCAUGUCCCAAAUAUUCCAAUGCAGCCCAUUAUAAAGCCUUGGCCUUCAAGAGGAUGGGCGCUGGAUUUAAUUGGAAUGAUUCACCCACAUUCAUCACUUCAACACAAGUUCAUCAUUGUCGCAACUGAUUUCUUUACAAAGUGGGUUGAAGCAAAACCUUUGAAGGAAACAUCUGGUGGCACGUUGCGACAAUUCCUGUUCAGAAACAUCAUUUGUAGAUUUGGUAUCCCAGAAGUUUUUGUUUCGGACCGAGGGGUAGCUUUCAUGGGUAGUGAAGCUGAUAAACUGCAUAAGAUACUUUAUGAGACUCUUUGGGCCUACCGCACAUCUAAGCGGAAUCCCACCGCGACAACACCUUAUGCUUUGAUGUUUGGCCAUGAUGCAGUCCUGCCUUUGGAAGUCAACGUCCAAUCAUUACGAGUUCAAGAGCAACAUCAUCUCAUUGGAGAAGACUACAUUCAGGCUAUGUGGCAGGAACAUGAAGACCUUAGCGAAAAGCGCUUGGAGGCUUUAGAUGGUUUGGUCAUGGAAAAGCAAUGA
Molecule: messenger RNA, 1341 nt
Organism: Rosa chinensis
Lineage: Eukaryota; Viridiplantae; Streptophyta; Magnoliopsida; Rosales; Rosaceae
Exons: 4
Coding region: 1-1341 (446 amino acids)
Biological process (GO): DNA integration
Molecular function (GO): nucleic acid binding
Source: RefSeq, a predicted model, not a curated record